AGCGUUCCGCCGCAGCUACCGGCCGCAACUCCUCAACUCGGCGGCUCGCUGCCUGGACAUGUCCUGACAAACUUGGCUUCCCCGCGGCCCUCGCUCUAGCCCCUGCGCACUCUCUUCUCACCGCCUUUGGGUGCCCAAGUUUCACCCCGCUCGGAAGCCUCGGGAGAUGCAGCCACCCGGGGCCCAGCUGCACCGGCUGAUCGCUCUCCGGUCGGGGACAUGCUGAGGAUCCGAGGGAGGCAAAGUUGGGACUCCGGACACUGCUCUUAACAAAUCCUCAAACUGGGUAGGGUUUGGUGAAGCUGCUGGGGACUUUUCAGUUGGAGCCCCGAGGAUACGACUGGUCUGGUUCCCGAAAGUAAAACGAUGGGGAGACAUUUGGCCUUGCUUCUACUUCUGCUCCUCCUCCUUCAGCAGUUUGGAGAUGGCAGUGGAAGCCAAAGACUUGAACAGACUCCUCCUCUGCAGUUUACACACUCCCAGUACAAUGUCACUGUGCGUGAAAACUCUGCUGCCAAAACUUACGUUGGGCAUCCUAUAAAGAUGGGUAUCUACAUCACAGAUCCAGUGUGGGAAUUAAAGUACAAAAUUGUCUCAGGAGACAAUGAAAACCUGUUUAAAGCUGAAGAAUAUAUUCUUGGAGACUUUUGCUUUCUAAGAAUAAGGACCAAAGGAGGAAAUACAGCUAUUCUUAAUAGAGAAGUAAAAGACCAUUACACAUUGGUAGUCAAAGCAGUUGAAAAAAAUACUAAUUCUGAAGCCCGAACAAAGGUCAGGGUGCAAGUGCUGGAUACAAAUGACUUGAGACCAUUAUUCUCCCCCACCUCAUAUAGCAUUUCUUUACCUGAAAACACAGCCAUAAGGACCAGUAUUGCAAGAGUCAGCGCCACAGACGCGGACAUAGGAACCAAUGGAGAAUUUUACUACAGUUUUAAAGACCGAACAGAUAUGUUUGCUGUUCAUCCAACCAGUGGUGUGGUAGUUUUAACUGGUAAACUUGAUUACAUAGAAACCCAGCUUUAUGAGAUGGAAGUCCUCGCUGUGGACCGUGGAAUGAAAUUGUAUGGUAGCAGUGGUAUCAGCAGCAUGGCCAAGCUAACAGUUCAUGUGGAACAGGCCAACGAAUGUGCUCCUGUGAUAACAGCGGUGACAUUAUCGCCAUCAGAACUGGACAAGGACCCAACAUACGCAAUCGUGACAGUGGAUGACUGUGAUCGGGGUGCCAAUGGGGAAAUAGCUUCUUUAAGCAUUGUGGCAGGGGAUCUUCUUCAACAGUUUAGAACAGUGAGAUCCUUUCCAGGGAGUAAAGAAUAUAAAGUCAAAGCCAUUGGUGACAUUGAUUGGGACAGUCAUCCUUUUGGCUACAAUCUGACAUUACAGGCUAAAGAUAAAGGAACUCCUCCCCAGUUCUCUUCAGUAAAAGUAAUUCAUGUGACCUCACCACAGUUCAAAGCUGGGCCAGUCAAGUUUGAAAAGGAUGUUUACAGAGCUGAAAUAAGUGAAUUUGCUCCUCCCAGCACACCUGUGGUCAUGGUAAAAGCCAUUCCUAAUUAUUCCCAUUUAAGGUAUGUUUUUAAAACACCUGGAAAAGCUAAAUUCAGUUUAAAUUACAACACUGGUCUCAUUUCCAUUUUAGAACCAAUUAAGAAACAGCAGACAUCCCAUUUUGAGCUUGAAGUAACAACGAGUGACAGAAAAGCGUCCACCAAGGUCUUAGUUAAAAUCUUAGGUGCAAAUAGUAACCCCCCUGAGUUUUCCCAGACAGCAUACAAAGCUUCUUUUGAUGAGAAUGUGCCCAUUGGUACUACUAUCAUGAGUGUGAGUGCCGAAGACCCUGAUGAGGGUGAGAAUGGGUAUGUAACAUACAGUAUUGCUAAUUUAAAUCAUGUGCCAUUUGUGAUUGACCAUUUCACUGGUGCUGUGAGUAUUUCAGAAAACUUGGACUAUGAAUUGAUGCCUCGAGUGUAUAGUCUAAGGAUUCGUGCAUCUGACUGGGGCUUGCCAUAUCGCCGGGAAGUUGAAGUCCUUGCUACAAUUACUCUCAAUAACUUGAAUGACAACACACCCUUGUUUGAGAAGAUAAACUGUGAAGGAACAAUUCCUAGGGAUCUAGGUGUGGGAGAGCAAAUAACUACUGUUUCUGCUAUUGAUGCUGAUGAACUUCAGUUGGUACGAUAUCAGAUUGAAGCUGGCAAUGAACUAAAUUUGUUUAGCUUAAACCCUACCUCUGGGGUGUUGACAUUGAAGCAGUCACUAAUGGAUGGCUUAGGCUCAAAGGUAUCUUUCCACAGUCUGAGAAUUACAGCUACAGAUGGAGAAAAUUUUGCCACACCAUUAUAUAUCAACAUAACUGUGGCUGCCAGUCGUAAGCCAGUAAAUCUGCAAUGUGAGGAGACUGGUGUUGCCAAAAUGCUGGCAGAGAAGCUCCUGCAGGCAAAUAAGUUACACAAUCAAGGAGAAAUUGAGGAUAUCUUCUUUGAUUCUCACUCUAUCAAUGCUCAUGCACCACAGUUUAGAACUACCCUUCCUACUAGUAUUGAGGUAAAGGAAAAUCACCCCAUGGGUUCCAGUGUAAUUUUCAUGAAUGCUACUGACCUUGACACUGGCUUUAAUGGAAAACUGGUCUAUGCUAUUUCUGGAGGAAAUGAGGAUAGUAGCUUCAUUAUUGACAUGGAAACAGGGAUGCUAAAAGUUUUCUCUCCACUUGACCGUGAGACAAAAGACAGAUACAGCUUGAAUAUUACUGUGUAUGACCUUGGAAUACCCCAGAAGGCCACUUGGCAUCUUUUAGAUCUUAUUGUCCUGGAUGCCAAUGAUAACCCACCUGAGUUUUUACAGGAGAGCUAUUUUGUUGAAGUGAGUGAAGACAAGGAGGUAAAUAGUGAAAUAAUCCAGGUUGAAGCCACAGAUAAAGAUCUAGGGCCCAACGGACAUGUGACAUACUCGAUCCUUACAGACACAGACAAGUUUUCAAUUGACAGCGUGACUGGUGUUGUUAAAAUUAUACACACUCUGGAUCGUGAAGUACAGCCGGUGCACUACUUAAAGAUUGAAGCUAGGGACCAAGCCAGAGAAGAGCCCCAGUUGUUUUCUACUGUACUUUUGAAAGUGUCACUAGAAGAUGUUAAUGACAACCCACCUGUGUUUAUUCCACCUAGUUACCGUGUAAAAGUUCGAGAGGAUCUUCCAGAAGGAACCAUAAUCAUGUGGUUAGAAGCCCAUGAUCCUGAUUUGGGUCAAUCCAGUCAGGUGAGAUACAGUCUUAUGGACCAUGGAGAAGGAGGCUUUGAUGUUGAUAAGCUCAGUGGGGCAGUUAGAAUUGUACAGCAGUUGGACUUUGAGAAGAAGCAAGUAUAUAAUCUCACCGUGAGGGUCAAAGACAAAGGGAAGCCGACUUCUCUGUCUUCCACUUGCUACAUUGAAGUUGAGGUAAUUGAUGUGAAUGAGAACUUAUACCCACCAGUGUUUCCCAGCUUUGUGGAAAAGGGUAUAGUGAAAGAAGAUGUUCCUCUUGGUUCAUCAGUCAUGACAGUGUCAGCUCAUGAUGAGGACACAGGAAGAGAUGGGGAGAUCCGAUACUCCAUUAGAGAUGGUUCUGGUAUUGGUGUUUUCAAGAUAGAUGAAGAAACAGGUGUCAUAGAGACCUGUGAUCGACUGGACCGGGAAUCGACCUCCCAUUAUUGGCUGACAGUCUAUGCAGCCGAUCAGGGUGUUGUGCCCCUUUCAUCAUUUAUAGAGGUCUACAUAGAGGUUGAAGAUGUCAAUGACAACGCGCCACAGACAUCAGAGCCUGUUUAUUAUCCAGAAGUAAUGGAAAAUUCUCCCAAGGAUGUGUCUGUGGUCCAAAUCGAGGCAUUUGAUCCAGAUUCCAGCUCUAAUGACAAGCUGAUGUACAAAAUUACAAGUGGAAAUCCACAGGGAUUCUUUUCAAUACAUCCCAAAACAGGUCUCAUCACAACAACAUCAAGGAAACUAGACCGGGAACAACAAGAUGAACACAUAUUAGAAGUUACUGUGACAGACAAUGGUAGCCCCCCCAAAUCAACCAUUACAAGAGUAAUUGUGAAAAUCCUUGAUGAAAAUGACAACAAACCUCAGUUCUUGCAAAAGUUCUACAAAAUCAGACUCCCAGAGCGAGAAAAACCAGACCGAGAAAGAAACGCCAAACGAGAGCCUCUCUACCGUGUCAUAGCUACAGACAAAGAUGAAGGUCCCAAUGCAGAAAUCUCCUACAGCAUCGAGGACGGGAAUGAGCAUGGCAAAUUUUUCAUUGAGCCAAAAACUGGAGUGGUUUCAUCCAAAAAGUUUUCUGGAGCUGGAGAAUAUGAUAUUCUUUCAAUCAAGGCAGUUGAUAAUGGUCGUCCACAAAAGUCAUCAACCACUAGACUCCAUAUUGAAUGGAUCUCCAGACCCAAACCAUCCCUGGAGCCAAUUGCAUUUGAAGAAUCCUUUUUUACCUUUACUGUCAUGGAGAGUGAUCCAGUUGCUCACAUGAUAGGAGUGAUUUCUGUGGAGCCUCCCAGCACGCCUCUUUGGUUUGACAUCACUGGUGGCAACUUCGACAGUCACUUUGAUGUGGAUAAGAGCACUGGAACCAUCAUCGUUGCCAAACCUCUUGAUGCAGAACAAAAAUCAAACUAUAACCUCACAGUCGAGGCUACAGAUGGAACCACCACUAUCCUUACUCAGGUAUUCAUCAAAGUAAUAGACACAAACGACCAUCGUCCUCAGUUCGCUACAUCAAAAUAUGAAGUUACUAUUCCUGAAGAUACAGUGCCAGAAACAGAAAUUUUGCAAAUCAGUGCUGUAGAUAAGGAUGAAAAAAACAAACUCAUCUAUACUCUGCAGAGUAGCAUAGAUCCAUUGAGUCUGAAGAAAUUUCGCCUUGAUCCUGCAACUGGCUCUCUCUAUACUUCUGAAAAACUGGAUCAUGAAGCCAUCCACCAGCACAUUCUCACAGUCAUGGUACGAGAUCAAGAUGUCCCUGUAAAACGCAACUUUGCAAGGAUUGUUGUCAAUGUCAGUGACAUGAAUGACCAUGCCCCAUGGUUCACCAGUUCCUCCUAUGAAGGGCGGGUAUACGAGUCUGCAGCUGUUGGCUCAGUGGUGUUGCAGAUUACAGCUCUGGACAAAGACAAAGGGGAAAAUGCUGAAGUGCUGUACUCGAUUGAAUCAGGAAAUAUUGGAAAUUCUUUCACAAUUGAUCCCAUCUUGGGCUCUAUAAAAACUGCCAAAGAAUUAGACCGAAGUAACCAAGUGGAAUAUGAUUUAAUCGUAAAAGCUACAGAUAAAGGCAAUCCACCAAUGAGUGAAAUAACUUCCGUGCAUGUCUUUGUCACAGUUGCUGACAAUGCCUCUCCUAAGUUCACGUCAAAAGAAUAUUCUGUUGAAAUCAGUGAAACUGUCAGCACUGGGAGUUUUGUUGGAAUGGUCACUGCCCAUAGUCAGUCAUCAGUGAUAUAUGAAAUAAAAGAUGGAAAUAUAGGUGACGCUUUUGACAUUAAUCCACAUUCUGGAAGUAUCAUCACUCAAAAAUCUCUGGAUUUUGAAACUUUGCCUAUUUACACAUUGAUAAUACAAGGAACUAACAUGGCUGGUCUAUCUACUAAUACAACUGUUCUAGUACACCUACAGGAUGAGAAUGACAACCUGCCGGUUUUUAUGCAGGCGGAAUAUACUGGACUCAUUAGUGAAUCAGCCUCAAUUAACAGUGUGGUCCUGACAGACAGGAAUGUCCCCCUCGUGAUUCGAGCAACUGAUAGUGAUAAAGAAUCAAAUGCUUUGCUUGUUUAUCACAUCGUAGAACCUUCUGUACAUAAAUACUUUGCUAUUGACUCUAACACUGGUGCUAUUCACACAGUGCUAAGUCUGGACUAUGAAGAAACAAGUAUUUUCCACUUCACUGUGCAAGUGCAUGACAUGGGAACCCCACGUCUAUUUGCUGAAUAUGCAGCAAAUGUGACCAUACAUGUAAUUGACAUUAAUGACUGCCCUCCCGUGUUCUCCAAGUCAGUAUAUGAGGCAUCUCUUCUGUUGCCUUCAUACAGAGGAGUAAAGAUCAUCACAGUAAAUGCUACAGAUGCUGAUUCAAGUGCAUUCUCCCAGUUAAUAUAUUCCAUCACUGAAGGCAACAUUGGGGAAAAGUUUCUAAUGGACUAUAAGACUGGUACCCUAACUGUACAAAACACAACUCAGUUAAGAAGCCGCUAUGAGUUAACUGUUAGAGCUUCUGAUGGCAGAUUUGCCAGCUUCACCUCUGUUAAAAUCAAUGUGAAAGAAAGCAAAGAAAGUCAACUAAAGUUUACCCAAGAUUCCUACUUUGCAGUAGUGAAAGAGAAUUCCACUGAAGCCAAAACAUUAGCUGUCAUUACUGCUGUUGGAAAUCCAAUCAAUGAGCCUUUGUUUUAUCACAUCCUCAACCCAGAUCGAAGGUUUAAAAUAAGCCGCACCUCAGGAGUGCUGUCAACCACCGGCAUUCCAUUUGAUCGAGAACAACAGGAGGUAUUUGAUGUGGUUGUGGAAGUGACAGAAGAAAAAAGGCCUUCAGCAGUAGCCCACGUUGUUGUGAAGGUCACCAUAGAAGACCAGAAUGACAAUGCACCAGUGUUUGUCAACCUUCCCUACUAUGCUGUUGUUAAAGUGGACACUGAGGUGGACCAUGUCAUUCGCUAUGUCACUGCUGUAGACAGAGACAGUGGCAAAAACGGGGAAGUACAUUACUACCUUAAGGAACAUCACGAACACUUUCAAGUUGGACCUUCAGGGGAAAUUUCACUGAAAAAGCAAUUUGAACUUGACACCUUAAAUAAAGAAUAUCUUAUAACAGUGGUUGCAAAAGAUGGAGGAAACCCAGCGUUUUCAGCUGAAGUUAUUGUUCCCAUCACUGUUGUAAACAAAGCCAUGCCUGUGUUUGAGCAAACUUUCUAUAGUGCAGAGAUUGUAGAGAAUGUCCAGAUGCACAGCCCUGUGGUCCAUGUACAAGCCAACAGCCCAGAAGGGUUGAAAGUGUUCUACAGCAUCACAGAUGGAGAUCCUUUUAGCCAAUUUACCAUUAACUUCAAUACUGGAGUUAUAAAUGUCAUAGCUCCUCUGGAUUUUGAGUCCCACCCAGCAUAUAAGCUGAGUGUACGAGCAACUGACUCCUUGACUGGGGCUCAUGCUGAAGUAUUUGUGGACAUUGUAGUGGAGGACAUCAACGACAACCCUCCUGUGUUUGCUCACCAGUCGUAUGCCGCCACCCUGUCUGAGGCGUCUGUUAUUGGAACAUCUGUUGUCCAUGUAAGAGCAACAGAUUCUGAUUCAGAACCAAAUAGAGGGAUUUCUUACCACAUGUUUGGGAAUCAUAGCAAGAGUCAUGAUCAUUUUCACAUAGACAGCAGCACCGGUCUCAUUUCGUUAGUCAGAACCUUGGAUUUUGAACAGUCUCAACAGCACAAGAUUUUUGUAAGGGCUGUCGAUGGUGGUAUGCCCCCAUUGAGCAGUGAUGUGAUUGUUACAGUGGAUGUCACUGACCUCAAUGAUAAUCCACCACUCUUUGACCGACAGAUUUACGAAGCCAAAAUCAGCGAGCAUGCUGCUCCCGGGCAAUUUGUGACCUGUAUGAAGGCCUAUGAUGCAGACAGUUCAGACAUAGACAAGUUGGAAUAUUCCAUUCUAUCUGGCAAUGAUCAUAAAACUUUUGUCAUUGACAGUGAAACAGGGAUUAUCACACUUUCAAGCCUGCGCCGGCACACCUUGAAGCCAUUUUAUAGCCUUAACAUUUCUGUUUCUGAUGGAGUUUUUAGAAGUUCAGCUCAGGUUCAUGUAACUGUAAUUGGAGGCAAUUUGCACAGUCCUGUUUUUGUUCAGAAUGAAUAUGAAGUGGAACUAGCUGAAAACGCUCCCUUACACACUCUGGUGAUUGAGGUUAAAGCCACUGAUGAGGAUUCCGGCAUCUAUGGUCAAAUUACUUACCAUAUUGUAAAUGACUUUGCCAAAGAAAGAUUUUACACAAAUGAGCAAGGACAGGUAUUCACUCUGGAAAAACUUGAUCGAGAAACUCCAGCAGAGAAAGUAAUUCCAGUUCGUUUAAUGGCUAAAGACACUGGGGGAAAAGUUGCUUUCUGCACCAUUAACAUCAUCCUCACAGAUGACAACGAUAAUGCACCACAGUUUCGAGCAACCAAAUAUGAAGUAAACAUCGGAUCUGGUGCUGCCAAAGGGGCAUCCAUCAUUAAAGUUCUUGCAAGUGAUGCUGACGAGGGGUCCAAUGCUGAUGUCACCUAUGCCAUUGAAGCAGAUUCUGAAAGUGUCAAAGAGAAUCUGGAAAUUAACAAACUGUCUGGCGUAAUUACUACAAAGGAAAGCCUAAUUGGCUUAGAAAAUGAGUUCUUCACUUUCUUUGUUAGGGCUAUGGAUAAUGGGUCUCCACCAAAAGAAUCUGUUGUUCCAGUCUAUAUUAAAAUUCUUCCACCUGAAAUGCAGCUUCCAAAGUUUUCAGAACCUUUUUAUACCUACACAGUUUCAGAAGACAUACCUAUUGGAACAGAAAUAGAUGUCAUCCAUGCAGAACAUAGCGGGACUGUUCUUUACAGCCUGAUCAAAGGAAAUACCCCUGAAAGUAACAGGGAUGAGGUCUUUGUGAUUGACAGACAGAGUGGGAGACUGAAACUGGAGAAGGGCCUUGAUCAUGAGACAACCAAGUGGUAUCAGUUCUCCAUACUGGCCAGGUGCACUCACAAUGAUAACGAGAUAGUGGCUUCUGUAGAGGUUAGUAUCCAAGUGAAAGAUGCAAAUGACAACAGCCCAGUCUUGGAAUCUAAUCCAUAUGAGGCAUUUGUUGUUGAAAAUCUGCCAGGAGGAAGUAGAGUCAUCCAAAUCAGGGCAUCUGAUCUGGACUCUGGAACCAAUGGCCAAGUUACGUAUAGCCUGGAUCUGUCACAAAGUGAAGAAGUCAUUGAAUCUUUUACCAUUAAUAAGGAAACAGGCUGGAUUACAACCCUAAAGGAACUUGACCAUGAAAAGAGAGCCAAUUACCAGAUUAAAGUGGUUGCAUCAGAUCAUGGAGAGAAGGUUCAGCUCUCCUCCACAGCUGUCGUGGACGUUACCAUCACUGAUGUUAAUGAUAGCCCACCACGAUUCACAGCAGAGAUUUAUAAAGGGACUGUGAGUGAAGAUGACCCCCCAGGGGGUGUGAUUGCCAUUUUAAGCACCACGGAUGCUGAUUCUGAAGAGAUUAACAGACAGGUUACAUAUUUCAUAACAGGAGGGGAUGCCUUAAGACAGUUUGCUAUUGAAAAUAUACAGAAUGAGUGGAAGGUCUAUGUGAAGAAACCUCUAGACAGAGAACAAAAGGACAAUUAUCUCCUGACAAUCACAGCAACUGACGGGACCUUCUCAUCAAAAGCUAUUGUUGAAGUGAAAGUUCUUGAUGCCAAUGAUAAUAGUCCAGUUUGUGAAAAGACAUUAUAUUCAGAUACCAUUCCUGAAGAUGCCCUUCCUGGGAAAUUGGUCAUGCAAAUCUCCGCUACAGAUGCAGACAUCCGUUCCAAUGCUGAAAUUACUUACACGUUAUUUGGUUCAGGUGCAGAAAAAUUCAAACUAAAUCCAGAUACAGGUGAACUGAAAAUAUUAACCGCCCUUGAUCGUGAGCACCAAGCAGUGUAUAAUCUUCUAGUCAAGGCCACCGAUGGCGGGGGAAGAUUCUGUGAAGCCAAUAUUGUGCUCACAUUAGAAGAUGUGAAUGAUAAUCCUCCCGAAUUCACUGCUGAUCCUUACACCAUUGCCGUGUUUGAAAACACAGAGCCUGGAACACCACUCACAAGAGUGCAGGCCACAGAUGCCGAUGCAGGAUUGAAUCAAAAGAUUUCCUACUUACUGAUGAACUCUGCUGAUGGCCAGUUCUCCAUAAAUGAAUUAUCUGGUAUUAUUCAAUUAGAAAAGCCUUUGGAUAGAGAACUCCAGGCAGUAUAUACCCUUACUGUGAAAGCUGUAGAUCAAGGCUUGCCAAGGAGAUUGACAGCUACUAGCAGUGUUAUUGUGUCAGUUUUGGAUAUAAAUGACAACCCCCCAGUGUUUGAAUACCGUGAAUAUGGUGCCACUGUGUCUGAGGACAUUCUCAUUGGAACAGAAGUUCUUCAGGUGUAUGCAGCAAGUCGGGAUAUUGAAGCAAAUGCAGAAAUCACCUACUUGAUAAUAAGUGGAAAUGAACAUGGAAAAUUCAGCAUAGAUUCUAAAACAGGGGCCAUUUUUAUCAUUGAGAAUCUGGAUUAUGAAAGCUCUCAUGAAUAUUACUUAACUGUUGAAGCCACUGAUGGGGGCACACCCUCACUAAGUGAUGUUGCAACUGUGAACAUCAAUGUAACAGAUAUCAACGAUAACACCCCAGUGUUCAGCCAAGACACCUACACGACAGUGAUCAGUGAAGAUGCUAUUCUUGAGCAAUCUGUCAUUACAGUUAUGGCUGAUGAUGCUGAUGGACCUUCAAACAGCCACAUCCGCUAUUCAAUUAUAGAUGGCAAUCAGGGAAACCCAUUUACAAUUGACUCUGUCAAGGGAGAAGUGAAAGUGACCAGACUUCUAGAUCGGGAAACAAUUUCAGGUUACACGCUCACAGUUCAAGCUUCUGACAACGGGAGUCCACCCAGAGUCAACACCACGACUGUGAAUAUUGAUGUUUCUGAUGUGAAUGACAAUGCCCCGGCCUUCUCCCAAGAGAACUACAGCCUCAUUGUCCAGGAAAAUAAGCCAGUAGGUUUCAGUGUGCUGCAGCUAGUAGUGACAGACAAGGAUUCAUCUCACAACGGCCCACCCUUCUUCUUCACUAUUGUGAGUGGGAAUGAGGAUAAAGCAUUUGAAGUUGACCAGCAGGGAGUCCUCUUGACUUCAGGUGCCAUUAAGAGGAAAGUGAAAGAUCACUACUUACUGCAUGUUAAGGUGGCAGAUAAUGGAAAGCCUCAGUUGUCAUCUUUGACAUACAUUGAUAUCAGGGUUAUCGAGGAAAGCAUCUAUCCUCCUGCCAUCUUGCCCCUGGAGAUUUUCAUUACUGCUUUUGGAGAGGAAUACUCAGGUGGUGUCAUUGGGAAGAUUCAUGCAACUGAUCAGGAUGUGUAUGAUACUUUAACUUAUAGUCUUGAUCCCCAAAUGGACAGCCUGUUCUCUGUUUCCAGCACAGGGGGAAAGCUGAUAGCACAUAAAAAGCUAGAUAUAGGGCAGUACCUUCUCAAUGUCACCGUAACAGAUGGGAAAUUCACAACAGUGGCUGACGUCACAGUGCAUAUCAGACAAAUAACACAAGAGAUGUUGAACCACACCAUUGCCAUCCGCUUUGCCAAUCUUACUCCAGAAGAAUUUGUUGGUGACUAUUGGCGCAACUUCCAGCGAGCUUUACGGAAUAUCUUGGGUGUGAGAAGAAAUGACAUACAGAUUGUUAGUUUGCAGCCCUCUGAACAUCAUCCACAUCUGGAUGUCUUACUAUUUGUAGAGAAAUCAGGUAGUGCCCAGGUUUCAACAAAACAGUUUCUGCACAAGAUUAAUUCUUCUGUGGCUGAUAUUGAGGAAAUCAUUGGUGUCAGGAUAUUAGAUGUAUUCCAGAAGCUUUGUGCAGGACUGGAUUGCCCCUGGAAGUUCUGUGAGGAAAAGGUGUCUGUAGAUGAAAGUGUGAUGUCAACACAUAGCACAGCCAGACUGAGUUUUGUGACUCCCCGCCACCACAGAACAGCUGCGUGUCUCUGCAAAGAGGGAAAAUGCCCCACUCUCCACCUUGGAUGUGAAGACAGUCCAUGCCCUGAAGGAUCUGAAUGUAUCACUGAUCCCAGGGAGGAGAAGUACACCUGUGUCUGCCCAGGGGGCCAGUUUGGUCAGUGCACAGGGAGUUCAUCUAUAACAUUUACAGGGAAUAGCUUUGUGAAAUACCGUCUAAUGGAAAAUGAAAACAAACUAGAGAUGAAGUUGACAAUGAGGCUCAGAACCUAUUCUGCUCAUGCUGUUGUAAUGUAUGCUCGAGGAACUGACUACAGUAUCUUGGAAAUUCAUAAUGGGCGGCUGCAGUACAAGUUUGACUGUGGAAGUGGCCCUGGAAUUGUCUCUGUUCAAAGCAUUCAAGUCAACGACGGGCAGUGGCACGCAGUGUCUCUUGAGGUGAAUGGAAACUAUGCGAGGUUAGUCUUAGACCAAGUUCACACUGCAUCAGGCACGGCCCCAGGGACUCUGAAAACCUUGAACCUGGAUAACCAUGUGUUUUUUGGAGGCCACAUUCGUCAGCAAGGAGCCCGGCAUGGAAGAAGCCCCCAAAUUGGUAAUGGCUUUAGAGGUUGUAUGGACUCCAUUUAUCUGAACGGGCACGAGCUCCCUUUAAGUAGCAAACUGAGAAGCUAUGCACACAUCGAGGAGUGGGUGGACGUGUCUCCUGGGUGCUUACUGACAGCUACAGAAGACUGCUCAAGUAACCCUUGCCAGAACGGGGGCGUUUGUACUCCAUCACCUACUGGAGGUUAUUACUGCAAAUGCAGUGCCUUGUACAUAGGGAUGUACUGUGAGAUGAGUGUCAACCCGUGUGCCUCCAAUCCAUGUCUCUAUGGUGGGACGUGCAUUGUAGAUAAUGGAGACUUUGUCUGCCAAUGUAGAGGGUUAUAUACUGGUCAGAGGUGCCAGCUUAGUCCAUACUGCAAGGAUGAGCCCUGUAAAAAUGGUGGAACAUGUUUUGACAGUUUGGAUGGUGCUGUUUGUCAGUGUGAUUCAGGUUUUAGAGGAGAAAGGUGUCAGAGUGACAUUGACGAGUGUACUGGAAACCCCUGCCGUAACGGGGCCUCCUGUGAGAAUACACAUGGCUCCUAUCAUUGCAACUGCAGCCAUGAGUACAGAGGAAAACACUGUGAGGACGCUGCACCCAACCAAUACGUGUCCACCCCAUGGAACAUUGGAUUGGCGGAAGGAAUAGGAAUUAUCAUUUUUAUAACAGGGAUAUUUAUACUGGUGGUAGUGUUUGUCCUCUGCCGCAAGAUGAUUAGUCAAAAGAAGAAACACCAGGCUGAACCUGAAGACAAACACUUGGGACCAGCCACAGCUUUCUUACAAAGACCGUAUUUUGAUUCAAAGUUAAAUAAGAACAUUUACUCUGACAUACCACCCCAGGUGCCUGUCCGUCCUAUUUCCUAUACUCCAAGCAUCCCAAGUGACUCUAGAAACAAUCUUGACCGAAAUUCUUUUGAAGGAUCUGCUAUUCCAGAGCAUCCCGAAUUCAGCACCUUUAAUCCUGAGUCUGUGCAUGGACAUCGAAAAGCAGUGGCUGUCUGCAGCGUGGCCCCAAACCUGCCUCCCCCACCUCCUUCAAACUCCCCUUCUGACUCUGACUCCAUUCAGAAGCCUAACUGGGAUUUUGACUAUGAUACUAAAGUGGUGGAUCUUGAUCCCUGUAUUUCCAAGAAGCCUCUCGAGGAAAAGCCUUCUCAGCCAUACAGUGCCCGGGAAAGCCUGUCUGAAGUGCAGUCCCUCAGUUCCUUCCAGUCUGAAUCAUGUGAUGACAAUGGAUAUCACUGGGAUACGUCAGAUUGGAUGCCAAGUGUUCCUCUGCCAGAUAUACAAGAGUUCCCCACUUACGAGGUUAUUGAUGAGCAGACACCCCUGUACUCAGCAGAUCCAAAUGCCAUCGAUACUGACUAUUAUCCUGGAGGUUAUGACAUUGAAAGUGACUUCCCACCACCACCAGAGGACUUCCCUGUGCCUGAUGAGCUACCACCAUUGCCUCCAGAAUUCAGUGAUCAGUUCGAAUCCAUACACCCCCCAAGAGACAUGCCUGCCACAGGCAGUUUGGGCUCUUCAACGAGAAACCGUCAGAGGUUCAACUUGAAUCAGUAUUUGCCCAAUUUCUACCCCAUGGAUAUGUCUGAACCCCCUCAAAAAGGCACUGGUGAGAACAGUACUUGUAGAGAACCCUAUGCUCCUUACCCUCCAGGGUACCAGAGAAACUUCGAGGCCCCCACUGUAGAAAACAUGCCCUUGUCUGUGUACACUUCUACCGCUUCCUGCUCUGAUGUGUCAGCAUGCUGUGAAGUGGAGUCGGAGGUCAUGAUGAGUGACUAUGAGAGUGGAGAUGAUGGCCACUUUGAAGAGGUGACGGUCCCUCCGCUGGACUCCCAGCAGCACACAGAAGUCUGAUGCUCAACUCCCUCCCCCCAAGUGCCUGGACUUUAAGAAACCUGGAGAUUAUAUGAAUAAUCUUCUGCAUUGUUUUUUGUAGCGGUGCUUAAGCGCUUUUUUGUGGUGAGCUGAAACGGGCAUGGCUGCAAUGGCUCCCACACCUCUUGACACGUUAGCCAUUUCCAGGGUCCUAACCUCCUAUAACUGAGUGGGGUUUCUGUCGGCUGUGCCAUUUCUGAACAUUUUUUGGUAUUUCCAUUUGUCUGUGUUAAAAUAAUGAAACAAAAAUCAAUCCUACCAUCAUGUUAGCAUGAUUCAUGUAUUUAUAUAGAUUUGAUUAUUUUAAUUUUCCUGUCUGUUUCUUUGUAAAUUUAUGUACAGAUUUGAUUUUACGUUGUUUUAGCUACAUUGUCAAGAUAUUUUGUGCAUUUGUUUCCAACGGAAUUUUGGUGGUGUUAGUACCAUUACCUAGCACCCUGAUUUUUUAAUAUAACCAGGGUUUCACUGUAUGUCUUUUCCCACAAAGUAUGACUUCUCAUUAAUAUGUUUCAAUAAUGUCAUUCAUGUCUAGAUGUACAUAGGAUGAGGAAAGAUCUUACACAUGGUCAUGUCUUAAAUGAAUUGCCGUAUUUUAGAAUUAUAAACAUUUUUCAUUAUUGGAAAGCGUAAUGGGGACCUUCUGCAUUCCUGUUUAGUACCAAAACCACCAUGACACAGUUUUUAUAGUGUCUGUAUAUUUGUGAUGCAAUGGUCUUGUAAAGGUUUUUACUGCAAACUACCAUUAGCUUGUCUUUCUUACAAUAAAUUAUUAAUAAAAUAA
Otolemur garnettii (small-eared galago) is the source of this 14935-nucleotide messenger RNA. RefSeq names its product FAT atypical cadherin 1 (gene FAT1). The transcript is spliced from 27 exons. NCBI's taxonomy places the organism in Eukaryota, Metazoa, Chordata, Mammalia, Primates, Galagidae. Gene Ontology annotation, cellular component: plasma membrane. Gene Ontology annotation, molecular function: calcium ion binding. The record is from RefSeq and is a predicted model, not a curated record. Gene Ontology annotation, biological process: homophilic cell-cell adhesion. Bases 367 to 14133 code for a protein of 4588 amino acids.